AAAAUGUGUAAAUAAAUGAUGUGAAUAGGCAGAACUAUUUAAAGUUGUACUGUGGUGACUUAAUAGUAAAAGUUGUGGUUAUCUUUUCAGAAACACCAAUAUCUGGAGGGAAAAAGAAUGUUAAGAAAAAACAAAAUAUUAAUUUUUAAAUACUUUCUUAAUCUCAUUAAUGGAGCUUUCUUGGUUCUUGGACUUUUAUUAUUGGGAUUUGGUGCAUGGCUUUUAUUAGAUAGAAAUAUUUUUUUCACAGCUUUGGAUAAAAAUAAUCAUCUGAUAGUAUAUAUUUUUCAAAUUUUGACUGGAACUGGAUCUGCUAUUGUUCUUCUUUGUCUCUUGGGUUAUUUGGGAAUUCACAAUGAAAUCAGAUGGCUCCUAAUCCUGUAUGCAGCACUGUUAAUGUGGGCCUUUGGUGUUCAAGUUGUACUUUCAGGAUUCAUCUUCACAAAGAAAAAAGAGAUUCACCAAGUAUGGCAUGAUAAAGUUGACUUAAUCAUUGCUGAGUAUGGAUCUAAAGAUAUGCCUGAAGAUAUACCCAAGUGGACUUUUCUGAAUGCUUUACAGAAAACAUUGCAGUGUUGUGGCCAGUACAAUUACACAGACUGGAUAAAGAAUAAAAAUAAAGAAAAUUCAGAACAGGUGCCAUGUUCUUGCACAAAUUCUACAUUAAGAAAGUGGUUUUGUGAUGAGCCACUGAAUGCAACUUACCUAGAGGGUUGUGAAAAUAAAAUCAACACGUGGUAUAACGCUAAUGCUUUAACAUUAACUGGAAUUAACUUCGGACUUUUGGCUUCAGAGGUUUUGCAAAUCACAUUAACUGUUUCUUUCUUCAGACACAUCAAGAAUAAAGUAUAUGCAAAAAUGUGAUCUCUGGACUUUAAUUUACCCAGAAGAAACCAGCUAAUUCUCAAAAUAACCACAUUGUGUUCUUUUACUCCAAAAAUUAAAAAAAAAAAUUGAAUUACAUUAAUUAAGUUUAGAACUUGUUCAAGUCAUUGGUUAUAUGUAACAUAGAAUUAUGGAAUAUUAUAAGAAAUCACUCCAUGAAAUUCUCAUUUUGUUUUUCAAAAUAUCAAAUUCUGCAGUUCAGAACUUUACCUUGAGUUAUUUUCUGAAUUCAAGGAUGUCAUUAUAUACACUGAAUUCAAAAUGUGAAGUAUCACUAUAUGUUUUGAGUUUCCUAUAUAGAAAAGAUACAUAUAUGAUGCUUAGAAAAUACUAAUUAAGUAAACAAUUAUAAUAUCUACCUUGCAUUUGCAAUUUUAAGAAAACGAUACUGAUUUGUGGGAGAUUUAAAAAAAAGAUUGAAAGUCUUCAUGUCACUGACCUCUGUACUUAAUUAACCAUUUAUUUCUGUCUUCUGAUUAAUGCUUGCAAGUGGAUAAUAAAAUUUUAGAGAUUUGGGUAUACUUUAGUGGCAGUAAUAAAAUAUUAAAAUCACAAUUUUUAACUGUAGCAUAAAUGUCCUAAAUGAUCACUGAAUUCCCAAUACUCAACUUGCUACUCAUUUUCUUCUUUUUCCUUAAAUUUUGUUCAGGCUUACAUGCACAAUUCUCUGAAGGAUAU
This is a messenger RNA of Herpailurus yagouaroundi (jaguarundi), 1563 nucleotides long. It is a transcript of the gene TSPAN19, whose product is annotated as tetraspanin 19. The transcript has 8 exons. Gene Ontology annotation, cellular component: plasma membrane. The record is from RefSeq and is a predicted model, not a curated record. Bases 118 to 864 code for a protein of 248 amino acids. NCBI's taxonomy places the organism in Eukaryota, Metazoa, Chordata, Mammalia, Carnivora, Felidae.